AUGGUGCCAAUAGAUUGUUGUUAUGUUGGUUCACAUAAUUCUGCCUUCUUGCAGCAGAUUGUGUUUGCAGUCGACUUGCACUCGAGAAGCUUCUUACAACUGCCUAGGCCAGCUGGUGUAGAUUUCCGUGCUUCAUGUUUUUGCCAUAAAAAACAAUCGAUAUGGGCUAUGUAUGUUCUGUUUGCUUGUCGAUAUUCUGUAAGCAUCAUGAUAAAUGUUCAACUUGUGGGUAAGUACUUUCCUUGGUCUUCUCCUACUGAUCUA
Linum tenue is the source of this 264-nucleotide messenger RNA. Lineage: Eukaryota; Viridiplantae; Streptophyta; Magnoliopsida; Malpighiales; Linaceae. The record is from the annotation of a GenBank genome assembly.